AUGGGUUUCCGAUUACCUUCUAUUAGACGUGCUUCUUUUAUAGGUAGCCAAGCAUCGUCAAAAGCUUUGAAUGUGCCACCAAAAGGUUAUUUUGCAGUGUAUGUUGGAGAGAAAAUGAAGCGCUUUGUUAUCCCUAUGUCUUAUUUGAACCAACCUUCAUUUCAAGACUUGUUGGGUGAAGCUGAGGAAGAAUUCGAAUAUGAUCAUCCGACGGGCGGCCUCACAAUUCCUUGUUCCGAAGAUAAGACUUUUCAUAAUUUGGUCAAUAAGUGGUUGUUCAAGCAAGAUGCUGUAUGCUCGUUCAAGAAUGAUAAUGGAAUCAAGAACCUCCUUGCUUUCUCUCCAACAUACACGGCAAGAUACCCUUUUGGGACUUCAACUUGUUUGCUAGAUGAUGAUCGUCUAAUACCAGGAUUAGAAAGAGUCUGCACAGAAGUUAAAACCAUUGAAUAA
Vicia faba (fava bean) is the source of this 453-nucleotide messenger RNA. Lineage: Eukaryota; Viridiplantae; Streptophyta; Magnoliopsida; Fabales; Fabaceae. The record is from the annotation of a GenBank genome assembly.